AUGGCUGGACCUGCUCUCGAGUUUUUCAGGUUUGCAUUGUACCUAGCCAUGCCUCUGGCUGCAAUGGUCCAUUACGGAAAGCCAGAGUGGUAUACACAGAACGUCUUACCGUACAAGGAAAGAAUAUUUCCGCCCAUUGAAAGCACCCAUCGCGAUCUUCCUGUGGAUCAAGCUGCGCUGAAGGAGGAGCUAGCAAGAAUUAUGGCCGAAAAGCGUGCCAGACGACUUCAACGAGAGAAAGACGUGGAGCAAAAACAAAAUUAA
This is a messenger RNA of Fomitiporia mediterranea MF3/22, 264 nucleotides long. RefSeq lists its product as uncharacterized. Gene Ontology annotation, biological process: mitochondrial respiratory chain complex IV assembly. The transcript is spliced from 3 exons. Lineage: Eukaryota; Fungi; Basidiomycota; Agaricomycetes; Hymenochaetales; Hymenochaetaceae. Gene Ontology annotation, cellular component: mitochondrion; mitochondrial inner membrane. Bases 1 to 264 code for a protein of 87 amino acids. The record is from RefSeq and is a predicted model, not a curated record.